UAGCCAACAGUUUGUGCCUGUCCGUCAAAGUCGCAAGAUGAAGUUUCUCCACCUGGGUCUAUUCCUAUUCCUGCUGCUGCAUCCUGGUACGCUUGGAAAACGUUACCAGAAGAUGCAUGCUGCGGAUAUCCCUCGAAUCGAUGGUCGCAUUAUGGGCGGUCAGACGGCUGAAGUUGGCUCUGCUCCCUAUCAGGUUUCGUUGCAGCCCAUUGUCGGUUAUCACAACUGCGGUGGUGCCAUCAUCAAUGAACGUUGGAUUGCCACCGCCGGACAUUGUGUGGAAACAUUUCCACCGGAAUUUAUUGUCGUUGUAACGGGUACCAAUCGCUAUAUGGAACCCGGUGCGGUCUACUACACCGAGGAGGUGCAUCUGCAUUGUCUGUACGAUCAACCCUAUAUGCACAAUGAUAUUGCGCUUAUUAAGCUCACCCAGAACAUUACCUUCAAUGCAUUGACACAACCUAUUGCUCUGCCCACGCGUCCUACGCGUGAGGGCGAUGAGAUUGUGCUCACCGGCUGGGGCGCUGAGGUGGCCUAUGGCGAUGCUAAAGAGGAUCUGCAGAAACUUGACUUGGGCUUUGUCAAACUAUCCAAGUGCUAUGACAUUUUCAAUCAGACCAGCAACAUGGGUGUCGGACAUCUUUGCACCUUCUCCAAGCAGGGUGAGGGCUCCUGCCAUGGAGAUUCGGGUGGUCCGCUUGUGAGCAAUGGCGAACUUGUGGGCUUAGUCAACUGGGGCAGACCUUGUGGUCAAGGUUUCCCGGAUGUGCAGGCUAAUGUGUACUACUAUCUGGACUGGAUCAGGAAUGUGCUGAGCGGCAACUCCAAAUGCAGCACGUGAACUUAACUGAAGCAACUAAUAAAGAAUUGA
This is a messenger RNA of Drosophila albomicans, 871 nucleotides long. RefSeq names its product chymotrypsin-2. The record is from RefSeq and is a predicted model, not a curated record. Gene Ontology annotation, biological process: proteolysis. The transcript has a single exon. Gene Ontology annotation, molecular function: serine-type endopeptidase activity. NCBI's taxonomy places the organism in Eukaryota, Metazoa, Arthropoda, Insecta, Diptera, Drosophilidae. The coding region runs from base 38 to 841 and encodes 267 amino acids.